Molecule: messenger RNA, 3010 nt
Organism: Eubalaena glacialis (North Atlantic right whale)
Lineage: Eukaryota; Metazoa; Chordata; Mammalia; Artiodactyla; Balaenidae
Gene: GLB1
Product: galactosidase beta 1
Exons: 16
Coding region: 90-1835 (581 amino acids)
Biological process (GO): carbohydrate metabolic process
Cellular component (GO): vacuole
Molecular function (GO): beta-galactosidase activity
Source: RefSeq, a predicted model, not a curated record
GGGCGGUGCCAGGCCGCGGGUCCUCAGUCAAGUGACACCCGGCUGCUGCCGGGGCGCUGACUGUGGAGCCAGGAGGCCGGAGGGUGGAUAUGCCAGGGGUCGUUCGCAUCCUCUCCCUGCUGCUGGUGCCGCUGCUGCUGGGCUCUGCGCGUGGCUUGCACAAUGCCUCCCAGAGGACUUUCGAGAUCGAUUACGGCCACAACUGCUUCCUCAAGGAUGGCCAGCCCUUCCGCUACAUCUCGGGAAGCAUUCACUAUUUCCGCGUGCCCCGUUUCUACUGGAAGGACCGGCUGCUGAAGAUGAAGAUGGCUGGGCUGAAUGCCAUCCAGACGUACGUGGCCUGGAACUUCCACGAGCCCCGGCCAGGACAGUACGAGUUCACUGGGGACCAUGACGUGGAGCAUUUUAUUCAGCUGGCACAUGAUCUGGGACUGCUGGUCAUCCUGAGGCCUGGACCUUACAUCUGUGCGGAGUGGGACAUGGGAGGAUUACCUGCUUGGCUACUAGAGAAAGAAUCUAUUGUUCUCCGUUCUUGUGAUCCAGAUUACCUUGCAGCUGUGGACAAGUGGUUGGGAGUCCUUCUGCCCAAGAUGAGGCCCCUCCUCUAUCAGAAUGGAGGGCCGAUUAUAACAGUGCAGGUUGAAAAUGAAUAUGGCAGCUACUAUACCUGUGAUUACAACUACCUGCGUUUCCUGCAGAAGCGUUUCCAGUACCACAUGGGUGAGGACGUGCUUCUGUUCACCACGGACGGGGUGCAUGAGAGGCUCCUGCAGUGCGGGGCACUGCAGGGGCUCUAUGCCACCGUGGACUUCGGAGCAGGUGUCAACAUCACAGCUGCUUUCCUAAUCCAGAGGAAGAGUGAACCCAAAGGACCCUUGGUCAAUUCUGAAUUCUACACUGGCUGGUUAGACCACUGGGGCCAACCUCACUCAACAGUCAAGACUAAAGUGGUGGCUUCCUCCCUUCACGAUAUUCUUUCCCAAGGGGCCAGUGUGAACAUGUACAUGUUUAUAGGUGGCACCAAUUUUGCCUAUUGGAAUGGGGCCAACACGCCCUACCAAGCACAGCCCACCAGCUACGACUAUGAUGCCCCCCUGAGCGAGGCCGGGGACCUCAGUGAGAAGUAUUUUGCUGUGCGGGAUGUUAUUCAGCAGUUUGAAAAAGUACCGGAAGGCCCUAUCCCUCCAUCCACACCGAAGUUUGCAUAUGGAAAAGUUGGUCUGAAAAAGUUAAAGACAGUGGAGGAAGCUCUCAACAUUCUGUGUCCCUCUGGACCCGUAAAAAGCGUUUAUCCCUUGACAUUUAUCCAGGUGAAACAGUACUUUGGGUUUGUGCUGUACCGAACAACACUUCCUCAAGACUGCAGCGACCCAACACCCCUCUCUUCGCCCUUCAAUGGCAUCCACGAUCGGGCCUACGUCUCUGUGGAUGGGGUCCCCCACGGAGUCCUUGAGCGAAAUAUUGUGAUCACCCUGAACAUAACAGGGAAAGCUGGAGCCACCCUGGACCUCCUGGUGGAGAACAUGGGGCGUGUGAACUACGGCAAUUCUAUCAACGAUUUUAAGGGUCUUAUUUCUAACCUGACCCUUGAUUCCAAUAUCCUCACCGACUGGGAGAUCUUCCCACUGAACAUGGAGGAUGCAGUAUGCAGCCACCUGGGGACCUGGGAUGGCCAUGACAGCGGCUGUGCCCACAGCCCAUCUGACUACACACUCCCGGCCUUUUAUGUGGCUAAUUUCUCUAUUCCCAGUGGGAUCCCAGACUUGCCCCAGGACACCUUUAUCCAGUUUUCCGGAUGGACCAAGAAGCAGGUAACCGAUCAUCUGGAAACCUGAGGGACGGGCAGGGAAGAAAAGCCACCAGGAGACACCAUCCUUUCCCUGGAGCUCCUCGUGUUCAGUUCAACAGCUUGGCUCUUCUGACCAGGCGCCGUGUUUGGCUGAAGGACGCAAAGCCAAGGAGACAGUCUAGUAUCAAACAUGGACCCAGACCAGAAAAGAGCGGGGAGGCUCCACAGAAAGGGUGAAGGUGCUUCAUCCAUCAGGACCCUCCAGCACUAGCCUGGCCUUGCUGGGAGCAGCCUGUACCUACAGAAAACACUUGAAAUCCAGCGUGGACUUCAGAAACCUCAGUGUAGACCUCAGGGUUCUCCACUUCCUUAAGGCCUCUGUUCACCUGUUCUCAAAACUUAAGCAACUUUCUGGCGCCAACACCUUGAAUUCCUAAUCCGAAGGGCAUUUCCCAUCACUGCGUGCCGCGCUGGUCGUGGUCUGUUGCUACACAUCAAACUGCUUCAAUACAUUUGCAUAAGUGGCAUGAAAAACUAUUUUGUGAUGUACAUGAUUCCAUGGAUCAGGAAUUGGGACAGGCACAGCAGGAUGGCUUGUCUCUUCCAUGACACCUGCGGCCUCUGCUGGGUCCUGGAAUCGUCUGGAGGUUCCUUCACUCCAGACGGCAUUUGGGCUGGGAUGUCUGAAGGCUGAGCUCAGCUAGGAUUGUCAACCAAAGCUUCCAUACAUGACCUUCUCUAUGCCUUCAGUAGCCGGGUUCCGAGAGGGCGUGUUCCAGGAGGGAAUUCUAGAGCGUCCUUUUUGUGUAUUUACGUCCAUCCCACUAAAGUCUGAGAAGCCGGUGAGCAUGAAUUGAAUCCCUUCACCCUUGGUCCGAGGUCCCGUUGGCAGAGCACUGUGCUUGCUCCAGAGUGGGUAUGUUUAGCCUGUGUUAAUGAGUUGGAUUCUUUUGUCUCUUUUGCAGAUUACUGGCCUUUAGGGGUCCCACCACGUAUUAACGAAAGGGGAAUUGUGACUCUGAACAUAGACUAGAAAUCCACUGUGUGACCCCACCACCGGCAAGAGUAUAUGGCAGGGUGAGGUGAUGGGAGUGUAUACUGCACUUAAAGUCUGGUUUCCUUCUUUGUUAUCUUUGGAUUUAGAUUUCUGAGCAAGACGUGCACUCUGUCCAAUUUACUUCACCUUGGCUUUAAUUUUUACUAAGCAAUGGGAUUUUUAUC